This is a messenger RNA of Micropterus dolomieu (smallmouth bass), 6424 nucleotides long. RefSeq names its product exostosin-like glycosyltransferase 3 (gene extl3). NCBI's taxonomy places the organism in Eukaryota, Metazoa, Chordata, Actinopteri, Centrarchiformes, Centrarchidae. Gene Ontology annotation, molecular function: glycosyltransferase activity. The transcript has 6 exons. The record is from RefSeq and is a predicted model, not a curated record. Bases 711 to 3461 code for a protein of 916 amino acids. Gene Ontology annotation, cellular component: membrane.
GCGGGCUGUCGGUGCUGUUUGUCCAGCCGUAGCUCCAACAAUGCAGCUUUUAAUGGUGCUGUGAGCGGUGCGAACUGAAAACGCUGCAGCACCGCAGGCUUGUCCGGAGACUGCAGUCGUACAAAUCCAGCACAACGACGUUUUUACGGUUUGACAAACCCGCCGGGCGGCUGUGACUCAGUUUUUAAGACAUCCUGCACUCUUCGGCUGGGGUUCCUGUUUUGAAAAGGAAGAGGACUUCAGAAGCCCCAUUUCUAUAGGAAUUCCUGACAAGGGGACAGAAAAUGAGCACGUCCCAGGUAGAAGCCACAGGCCCAUCCAUCUAUCCAGCUGACCUGUGAGCAGCCAUGCCCUCCCUGCAUCACCCGUCGAGGGGAACCCCUCUCCAGAUGCGGGACUGUUUUCUGACAUAGAUUUGGAAGAGUAGCUGAACCUCACAACAGAAAUGGCUUUAGUUUGUGUGGGUCACAUCAGAGUACAUAUUAGAAUACAGGUGAGGCUGAACCUCUAGCCGAUAUCCACAGGACUCUUACAGAGGAGAGGAGCUAAACAGCCUCAUAUGACCUUUACAGAAGGACAGAGCUGCAGCCCACCUUUGAUGAUUUAGUAUCCAUCCCACUGCCUUGCUGACAAGGUCGUACCAUGGCUGCUGCUGAUCCCCAUAGCAACGGUUCCUUGGUGCGGCGAGGAGCAGACUGAGAGCGUCAACAAUGCAGCGUAACGGUGGAGGGGUGGGUGUCGGUGGUCAGCCAUGGGUGUUGCGGCGCGUGCGUCUCACCUGGCUCAGUUUCAUGCUCUUCUUCAUCCUGGUCUUCUUCCCACUCAUUGCCCACUACUACCUCACUACCAUUGACGAAGCUGGGGGUCCUGAUAAGCGCAUUUUCGGGCCACGGCCCGGUGGUGAGCUGUGCGAGGCCAAGCAUGUGCAGGAUCUGUGCCGAAUCCGUGAGUCGGUCAGCGAGGAGCUGCUGCAGCUGGAGGCCAAGAGGCAGGAGCUCAACGGGGAGAUUGCCCGACUCAACCUGCGCAUUGAGGCCUGCAAGCGCAGCAUUGACAGCGCCAAGCAGGAUCUGCUGCAGCUGAAGAAUGUCAUCAGCCAGACAGAGCAUUCGUAUAAAGAACUAAUGGCCCAGAACCAGCCCAAGUUAUCGUUGCCAGUCAGGCUGCUGCCAGACAAGGAGGACCCAGGACUGCCGCCACCGAAGUCUGCACGCUCCUGCCGCCUACGCUCCUGCUUCGACUAUGCGCGCUGCCCGCUUACGUCUGGGUUUCCUGUGUAUGUCUACGACACAGGCUCCUAUCCAUGGGCGGACUAUCUUGACCCACUAGUGAAGCAGGCUUUUGCAGCGUCAGUUAAGAGCAACAUUUAUGUAACUGAUAACCCUAGCAUUGCCUGUCUGUAUUUGGUGCUGGUAGGGGAGCUACAGGAGUCAUCCUCCUCCCCGCUGCCAUCUCCUUCAGAGCUGGAGAAGCAACUAAAAGCUCUUCCUUACUGGAGAUCUGAUGGACAUAACCAUGUGCUGGUGCAUCUCUCUAGAAAGUCCAUGACACAGAACUUCCUGUAUAAUGUAAGCACAGGACGAGCGGCAGUCGCUCAGUCCACAUUCUUGGAGCAGCAGUACCGUGAGGGCUUUGACUUGGUUGUGUCCCCACUGGUUCAUGCCCUCUCAGAACCAAACUUUUUGGAAGUGCCCCCUCAAGUUCCUGUAAAGAGGAAAUACCUCUUCACCUUCCAGGGGGAGAGGGUGGAAUCACUGAGGAGCAGCUUACAGGAGGCACCCCCUCACUCUUUUGAAGAGGAAAUGGAAGGAGACCCACCGGCUGACUAUGACGAUCGUAUUAUAGGCACUUUAAAGGCGGUGCAGGACAGCCACUUGGAUCAGGUGCUGGUUGAGUUCACCUGCAAGAACCCGCGACCAAGUUUGCCAACUGAGUGGGCCCUUUGUGGAGAGAGGGAGGACAGGCUAGAGGUACUCAAGGCUUCAACUUUUGCCUUGGUGAUUGCUCCAGGUGAUGGACAGCUGGUGGCUUCAGCAGGCUGUGGGAUGAGGCUCUUUGAGGCACUAGAGGUAGGGACUAUUCCGGUCGUGUUGGGGGACCACUCCAGACUACCAUAUCACCAGUUUAUUCGAUGGAGUGAAGCUGCCAUCAUAGUCCCCAAGCCUCGUGUCACAGAGCUACACUUCCUGCUGCGCAGCCUAUCAGACAAUGACAUGUUAGCUAUGAGGCGGCAGGGCCGCUUCCUGUGGGAGGCCUAUUUCUCCACCUCGGAGAAUGUUCUUAACACCCUCCUGGCCAGCAUCAGAACCAGUAUCCAGGUUCCUGCUGCGCCCAUCAAAGAAGAGCCCGCCCACGAGAUUCCUCACAAAGCAGGGAAGCUGGCAGGAACUGACGCUAACCUGGCUGACAAUGGGGAUCUGGAUUUGGGUCCUGUCGAGACAGAGCCCCCGUACGCCUCUCCACGCUUUCUGCGCAACUUCACAUACACAGCUGCAGACACCUAUAGAGCAUGGAACCGGGCCCCGGGGCCUUUCCAUCUGUUCCCUCACACUCCUCUGGACCCUGUGCUUCCCUCUGAAGCCAAAUUCCUCGGUUCAGGUACUGGUUUCAGGCCUAUUGGUGGGGGUACAGGAGGCUCUGGGAAGGAGUUUCAGGCAGCUCUAGGAGGGAAUGUGCCCCGAGAACAGUUCACCGUGGUCAUGUUGACAUAUGAGAGGGAGGAGGUGCUGAUGAACUCUCUGGAGAGGUUGAAUGGACUGCCGUACCUCAACAAGGUAGUGGUGGUGUGGAACUCGCCCAAGCCUCCUUCAGAUGACCUACUGUGGCCAGACAUUGGCCUCCCGAUUGUGGUCGUCCGAACAGAGAAGAACAGCCUCAACAACCGCUUCCUUCCCUGGGACGCCGUGGAAACCGAGGCCAUCCUGUCGAUUGAUGAUGAUGCUCAUCUCCGCCACGAUGAGAUCAUGUUCGGGUUCAGAGUGUGGCGUGAGGCCAGAGAUCGCAUCGUAGGAUUCCCUGGGAGGUAUCAUGCAUGGGACGUCAACCAUCAGUCCUGGCUCUACAACUCUAACUACUCCUGUGAGCUCUCCAUGGUCCUGACAGGAGCUGCGUUCUUCCAUAAGUACUACGCCUAUCUGUACUCCUACGUGAUGCCCCAGGCCAUCAGGGACAUGGUGGACGAGUACAUAAACUGCGAGGACAUAGCCAUGAACUUCCUGGUCUCUCACAUCACCCGCAAACCACCCAUAAAGGUAACAUCUCGUUGGACUUUCCGCUGUCCCGGUUGCCCUCAGGCCCUUUCACAUGACGACUCGCAUUUCCACGAACGCCACAAGUGCAUCAACUUCUUCGUCAAGGUGUACGGCUACAUGCCACUGCUGUACACGCAGUUUCGAGUGGACUCCGUGCUGUUUAAGACUCGUUUACCCCACGACAAGACCAAGUGCUUCAAGUUCAUCUAGCAUCGGGCUGAGUGGCCCAGCAAAGAGCCAAAAGCAGAGUGGAUUGAAGGACUGGAAGUAUUUUAAAAAGAACAGCAGUUCCCACUGUGAGCAGUGAUGAAGAUGGAUGGAUGGACUGCCACAUAAAUGCACAGAAGGACCGUUUGGGGUUAGGAUGUUGCCCAGGGGGAUAGACAAGUUAACCUUAAAAGCUGUUGGCUUGUGGUGUACUGAAAAUACACUGAAAAUUGAGUGGAAGCGGAAAGGGACCACUGCCAACAAAAUAAGCCUUUUCAGAGUGGAUGUCACUCCUCCUUGUUCAUGUUCUUCAAUCACGCUCAAUCAUCAACCACUACAGAUGUCAUUUGCACCUCUUAACGGCCUGCUGAGGAAAGAGGGCAGUUGUACACAGUGUACAGAAACUCUCCCACAAUAAACGCUACCUGAAAAUGGAGCUAGCAGUUACUGAAUCACUGACAGACAUUCUGCCCGGCUGCCUGUUGACGGUUUUAGCUAGGAGAGCAAAAGUGGCAAUGGCACAUGGCUGCCACUGUUCUGUUGUUUUGUUUUUUCCAUUUUACCGUUACAAACUGUACUUCUUGUACAUGUAUGUGAGAAGCACUGAUGGUCAGAAGUAUUUUAUUGAACACUCUUUCUUUUUUUUUAAAUAAUGUUGUUUAAAUAUGUAAAUCUCUAUGUCGACAAACGCAUUUUCCAGAACCUCUGCCUGUGGGAGAUCAGACACAGACAGUGUUAGUCUGAGAACAAGAUAGGACCUCGACUGAAGAGUUUUGACCAGGUUGAGCCCAAUCAUGUUUAGUAGUGUCACGUGUUCAAGAAAGAACUCACUUCAGCGGUCACCAUAAUGCCUCAAAUUUGUCAUGAAAACCAGCCACCAUGUUGUGAUUUUGUUAUGCUUACAGGAUCUGCACUCUUUGAGUGUUUAAAAUUGCCUGUUUUUUACGCUAUAGGGUGUUUACUAAUGUUUGUAAAAAUCGGUCCGAGGUUGAAGUAGUCAUGUUUAAAUGUAAUAAUAUUAACCAAUCAACGGUUACAGUGUCCCUUACUGAAGUGCAACAAAGUCAAGAAUCACAGUUGCCAAAAUCAAUAAAACAAAGAGGUUUGGAUGUCUAUUUAAGGUUGUAAUUAUAAAGAAAGUCUCCGGUGAAGUUAAUUCUACUUUUAGGAUUAUGAUAAAACAUUUCAGGGGACUUUAAGGGAAUAAUUUUGGGAAAUAUGUUUGAGAUAGAUGAGAGGAUUGAUAGCUUUGUCAAAUCUGUCCGUGAAAUAUGAAGCUGCAGCCGGAUAGCUUAGCUUAGCAUUAAGACAGCUAGCCUAGCUGUGUACACACGUGACAAAAUCUGUCUACCAUCACCUCUGAAGCUCACUAAUUAACACAUGAAAUCUUGUUUGUUGAUCUUAGAGAUUUUCCUUUCCCUGUUUCCAGUCUUUGUGCUAAGCUAACUAGCUGCAGGCUGGUAGACACAGACUACAGAUGCAGGAGUGGUAACGAUCUUCUCAUCUAACUCUCUACCAGAGAGCAAAUAAGCAUAUUUCCCAAACUUUUUGAACUGUUCUGCUCUCUUCUCUACAGUUUUGGCUUUGCAACAGAAGUACUAGAUAUAUCCUGUUUAUGUCACCCUCCUGUAUAGAACUUUCCCAGCAGUAUUGCCAUAUUGGUUUCACUUUGGAUUUUUUUUUUUUUUUUUUUUUUUUAACCAUUGCUUGAUGAAUGUUUUCUUUGCCAAAAAGGUACGGUGUUUGCUGCUUUACAGUGUAGUAUGCAGGGUGCACAGUGUGAAUGAUUGCUAAAGGGAUGCAGUCUGGUACACCCAUAUCCACUCUGCAUGGUACUUUACCAGGAGUCAAUCCAUUGGCCCUUCCCAUCAUGUAUUAUAAAUCCAGAGUCCUUUAUUUGACCUUGCCAGACUUAAUUCCUGUAAUCUGAAAAAAGCUCAACCUAAAAAGAUCCCUUUAAAAAAAAGAUAGAGAAAUGUUUAGGACAUUUUCCCAAAGUAGGUUCUAACUGUGAGGAUGGUUUUAAGAAACAGAAACUCUCAUAAGCCCGUGGCUCCUGUAUAUUUAUUGAAUAUAUUAUUUUUAAAAAAACAUUUUUUUUUUUUUACACUGAUGACACAAGACAUUGUAGUUUAUUAUUCCUAAUCGUCCCAACUUGAUCGAGCCGUCAGUUUAUUUCAUUGCCAAGGAAAACCAGCUUGUGCAACUGAAUGCUUCAGGGUGAACUUAACUGACCGUAGAGCAGCACUCAGGCAGGAAAAUGUGUUUUUAUAGACAGCAAGAUGACCCGUUCCUUAGAAAGAUCGACCUGUAACAGAAUCAGAGUCAUAAACUGAGCUUCUGCGUCUGUCAGUGGACAUGCAGAAAAGUGUCUUUGAAGCCAUCCCUACCUGCUCCAGGUGGGUGUUGCUGUUGCUCUUUGGACCCCUCAGUGACAUUUCAAAAUAUUUGACUGGGCAUGUUUAGCUUAAACGGAUUAAUGAAGAGCCAGAUUCCUAAAAAUAAAUACUGGUGUAAAAUGGCAAUACAGCUAAAAUAAAUCCAAAUUUACACUUCUGCUGCACGGCCUGGCUCCUCACCCUCUCACUUUUAUUGGUGCUCCAGGGGCCUUUAUAAUUAUCUGGGUGGCUCUUAAACUGUCCUCAGGGCAUAAAUGGAGUCAGCUGGUAUGUUGGAAGUUAAAAGCUGUCAUUCCUCCAGUCCCUGGUUUCUCCCCCACUAAGAUCUAUGGCACAGCUGGUUUUCCGUGGCCCAGAGCAGGAUACGCUUCCCUUGAAGGCCGCAGUCACUCUGCUAGGUGUAAGGAGUUGUGAAACUAUGUGCUCCUGGAUCUGAUCCACACCUGUGGGCAAGGCCUCAGCCACCUGCAAUGCUGCUUACACUGUACCAGACUGAUGACAGCGACAAACAUAACAUUGAAGGCCAGAUAAAUGGAAAUAAAAACACUCAACAUUGUUAAAACAUUA